Molecule: messenger RNA, 2823 nt
Organism: Ornithorhynchus anatinus (platypus)
Lineage: Eukaryota; Metazoa; Chordata; Mammalia; Monotremata; Ornithorhynchidae
Gene: JPH4
Product: junctophilin 4
Exons: 6
Coding region: 702-2594 (630 amino acids)
Biological process (GO): regulation of synaptic plasticity
Cellular component (GO): endoplasmic reticulum membrane; plasma membrane; junctional membrane complex
Source: RefSeq, a predicted model, not a curated record
CCUGCCCCUUUAAAUCCUCCUGGCCCUGUCCCUCUCUCUCUCUCUCUCUCUCCCCCCAUCCACCCCGACCCACCCGCGUUAUGCUGUGAUGGAGCAAACAUUGAUCUGUGCUGGGAUGGGACUGGAAUUUUGAUUUUUUUCUCUUGCCUCUCUCCCCCACCCCGCCACCAACCUCGAGAAGAAAAAAACCCAUAAAAAUAGCUCCGCCGCCCCCUCCUCCUUUUCCGCCCACCCAGCCGGGUGGUUCCCCCCUCGCUCCAGCCGAGCGGGGCUCUUUUUUUUUUCCCUCCGUCUCCCCGCGGCUCGGGCCCAGGAUCGGCCCCCGCCCCCCGGCCUCUCUCUGUCCGCCGGCGUGGGGAGGGGGCGUCCCCUGGCCAUGGAUGUUGCCCCCGGGGGCCCGGCUGAGCCCCUGCCCACAUGCUGCUAAGGAUGAGCCCCCGGCCCCGCCUGCCCGCCCUCGGGCGCCGCCGGCCGGCCCCCAUCUGACGCCUCCGACCGUCGCCCGGCGCCCCCGGAGCCGCCGCCUCCUCCUGGUCGUCCUCCUCCUGGUCCUGGUCCUGGUCCCGGUCCCGGUCCCGGUGCUGGUCCCGGUGCUGGUCCCGGUGCUGGUCCUGGUGCUGGUCCUCGUCCUCCUCCCGGGCAUGUGCUGAGCCGGGGCGCGUCGGGGGGAGGGCGAGGCCGAGGCCACACCAACUACAUGCAUGUCCCCCGGGGGCAAGUUUGACUUUGACGAUGGCGGCUGCUACGUGGGGGGCUGGGAGGCCGGGCGGGCCCACGGAUACGGCGUGUGCACCGGGCCCGGGGCCCAGGGCGAGUACAGCGGUUGCUGGGCCCGGGGCUUCGAGUCUCUGGGCGUCUACACGGGCCCCGGCGGGCACAGCUACCAGGGCCACUGGCAGCAGGGCAAGCGCAGCGGGCUGGGCGUGGAGCGCAAGAGCCGCUGGAUCUACCGCGGGGAGUGGCUGGGCGGGCUGAAGGGGCGCAGCGGCGUCUGGGAGAGCGCGUCCGGCCUGCAGUACGCGGGACUCUGGAAGGACGGCUUCCAGGACGGCUACGGCACCGAGACCUACUCCGACGGAGGCACCUACCAAGGCCAGUGGCAAGCGGGGAAGCGGCACGGCUACGGGGUGCGGCAGAGCGUGCCCUACCAGCGGGCGGCCCUGCUCCGGUCCCCGCGCCGCACGUCGCUGGGCUCGGGCCCCGGCGACCCCCCGCCCCCGCCCCCGCCGCCGCCGCCGCCCGGGGAGCCGGGGGGCAGCCCGGCCUCGGGCUCGCGCGGGGGCUUCGUGCUGGCCGGCCCGGGCGACCCCGACGGCGGCGGCCCGCAGCGCCGACGGGGCCCGGGGGCCGGGGGCUUCUUCCGCCGCUCCCUGCUGCUGGGCGGGCUGCGGGCCGGGGGCCGCCGGGCCUCGCUGGCCGGCAAGCGGGGGUCCCUGCGCGGCGAGGCCGGGGCGGCGAGGCCGGCGGGGGCGAGGCCGGCGGCGGCGGCGGCGGGCGGCGGCGGCGGCGGCGGGGCCGGCCCGGGGCCCGAGGCCGGCCGGGCCCCGGCCCCCAUCGACGGCUCGGCCACCGAGGUGUACGCCGGCGAGUGGCGGGCCGACCGGCGCAGCGGCUACGGGGUCAGCCAGCGCUCCAACGGGCUGCGCUACGAGGGCCAGUGGCUGGGCAACCGGCGCCACGGCUACGGCCGCACCACCCGCCCCGACGGCUCCCGCGAGGAGGGCAAGUACAAGCGCAACCGGCUGGUGCGGGGCGGCCGCGUCCGCAGCCUCCUCCCCCUGGCCCUGCGCCGGGGCAAGGUCAAGGAGAAGGUGGACCGGGCCGUCGAGGGCGCCCGCCGGGCCGUCAGCGCCGCUCGCCAGCGCCAGGAGAUCGCCGCCGCCAGGGCAGCGGAUGCCCUCCUGAAGGCGGUGGCGGCCAGCAGCACGGCGGACAAGGCUGUGGAGGCCGCCCGGAUGGCCAAGGUGAUGGCCCAGGACCUGCAGCCCGCCGUGUUUGAUAAAUCAGGCCGCCGGACCAGGCGGGCCUCGUUAGGUUCGGACCCCGAGCCGCUGGACGACGACAGCGCGGGGGUCUACGAAAACGGACUGACCCCGUCCAACGGGUCCCCGGAGCCCCCCAGCAGGCCGGCCUCGCCCUGGCGGCCCCCGGCCCUCCCGGGCCCCCUGUCCGGCCCCCCGGCCUGGCCCGAGGAGUGGGGGGGAGGCCCCGGCGGGAGAGGGGAGGAGCUGGGGGGCUACGAGGCUGAGGACGAGGCCGGGGCGGGGGGCUGCGGCGGGGGCGGCGGCGGCUCGCCCCUCCUGGGGGCGUCCAGCGACAGCUCGGGCAGCCUGCGGGAGGAGGAAGGGGAGGGCGAGGACGAGGAGCCCCUUCCCCCCCCGGAGCCGCCCCCGGACCCAGCCCCGGAGCCCGCCCCGCCCGCGGGGUCGCCCCCGAGUGAGCAGGGGGGCCGGAGCCCCGGGGACCGGCCGGAGGAGGGGCCUGGGGCCACCGAGAGACCCGCCCGCCAGGGAGCUGCCAACCCCCUCGUGGUGGGGGCCGUGGCAUUACUGGAUCUCAGCCUGGCGUUCCUGUUCUCCCAGCUCCUCUCCUGAGGCCUCUCCCCGGCCUUUGGGCCUGCCGCCGCCCCCUUCUGCCCCGUCAUCUGCCUUUCUCUCUCUCUCUCUAUCUCUCUCUCGGUUUUUCUCUUUCUCCUCUCCCUCCCUCUGUUUUCCUCUCUUCUCUCUCCCCCUCCUUCUGUCUUUCGCUCUGUAUUUCCCUCGCCCUCUUCAUCUAGCAGUCUUUUCUGUUCUUCCACCUGUCUGAUUUUUCUUCCCCCCCCCC